AUGUCCGACCCCGUGGAUACCUCUAGCCCACUGAAGAAAGGACGCACCUUGUCUCGUUGCCGGUACGCGUCUCCCCACAGCGACGGCGGGAUGGCAGUCGAGAGACUCACCGACGACCUCCUCGUCGAGAUCCUCGCGCGUCUCCCGGUCAAGUCGCUCUGCCGCUUCAAGUGCGUCUCCAACCACUGGCUGGCCCUCAUCCACCACCCCGAACACCGCAAAAAGCUCCCCCAAACACCGGCCGGCUUCUUCUACGGCAGCGCCAACACCGGCGACUGGCUUCUGAAAUCCCCCGUCCGCUUCGCCGAUUUCCCGGGAAGAUGCUCCCCUCCGAUCGACACCUCCUGCGCCUUCCUGCCCAACCACCGGCGCGUCCAUCUGCUGGACUGCUGCAACGGCCUCCUCCUCUGCCGCUGGUACGUCUCAGCCCAGGGCGAUGAGUUCCAUUAUGUGGUGUGUAAUCCUGCCACGGAGAAGUGGACCGUGUUGCCGGACUUCGGCAAGCCCACCAGCGAGGUGGCCACCACACGUUUGGGCUUCGAUCCGGCCGUGUCGUCGCAUUUCUAUGUGUUUGAGUUGAUAAAUGAGCACGACCAGCUUUGGGACCCUGACAUUGUCGGGGUGGCAGUGUAUUCCUCUGAAACCGGAGGAUGGGUUUACAAGGAGAAGAAAUGGAAUGCAGACAUUAGGAUCAUUAAUCGUCAGUCUGCAUCUGUCUUUCUUAACGGCUAUCUGCAUUUUGAAGCCGAUUGUGGUGGGAUAUCUCCUUGUCUAGCUGUGGUGGACACCAAGGGGGAAACAUGGAUGAACAUUGAUGUCCCUGACGCUGACGCUCUGCUUGAUGGUUUUAUUCAGCGGUCACAGGGUCGCCUGCAUUAUGCCAAUUUUCAGCAAGAUGAAGAUGGUUUUACCAUUCGACUGGUAGUUUAUGUUCUCGAGAACUAUCAAAGCAAGGAAUGGAUACUGAAGCAUAGCGUUGACACUUCGUACAUAUUUGGAGAAACAGAUUCUCAUUUCCGCCUCGACAAGGAUUUUGAAUGGAUUGCGAUUCAUCCAGAAUGCAACAUGAUAUUCUUCAAUGUUGGUUGGUUUAUCACAUUCACUUGCUAUAAUAUGGAUAGCGGGCAAGUCAAGCUGAUCUCUGGUCCUGUAGAUGGGAAGCCGCCAUAUAUGCCAUAUGUGCCGUUGUAUGCAGAGUUACAGCCGUUGCACAUUUGA
Triticum turgidum subsp. durum (durum wheat) is the source of this 1218-nucleotide messenger RNA. NCBI's taxonomy places the organism in Eukaryota, Viridiplantae, Streptophyta, Magnoliopsida, Poales, Poaceae. The record is from the annotation of a GenBank genome assembly.